Molecule: messenger RNA, 2159 nt
Organism: Cyprinodon variegatus (sheepshead minnow)
Lineage: Eukaryota; Metazoa; Chordata; Actinopteri; Cyprinodontiformes; Cyprinodontidae
Gene: apold1a
Product: golgin subfamily A member 6-like protein 22
Exons: 7
Coding region: 72-2159 (695 amino acids)
Biological process (GO): lipoprotein metabolic process; lipid transport
Cellular component (GO): extracellular region; membrane
Molecular function (GO): lipid binding
Source: RefSeq, a predicted model, not a curated record
CGUGUAAUCUCUGUUUUCUUUUUUACGUUUGUCAGGUUGUGUCUUUUCGAAUCAAGAAAACUCUUCCCAAAAUGUCCAAAGAGAACUCCAGUAAGAUGCCUUUGAUUGAGGAGAGCGUUGAGUUGGAGGAGCUGAACACCUCGCAGGAGAGCACGGUGUUGAUGGAGCCUUUAGAGAUGGCCGCUUAUCCAGCUGAAGAAACUCAAGCCCAGGAGGAGCAGGAGAACAACGAGUUGAUGGAGUGGUGGAACUCAGUGAAAGGCUGGACUGAGUGGAACGAGACAUCAAACUUCCAGGAGGAGGAUGAGCAAAUGGCGAUGGAGCAGGCAGCGGACCGAGUCUACAUGGCAGCCCGGGUCUUCGUGUAUCUGUUCAACCAGCGGGGGGCGUCCUUGCAGCAGCGCAUCCUGGAACUACUUGCCGUGGCCGACGCCGCAGACGAGUUCCACAAGAAGACGGUGUCGGCAGCUGUGGGUGGAGGCGUGGCCAGCGUGGCGGGCAGCGUGGCCACCAUUACCGGGCUCAUUCUGGCGCCGUUCACGUUCGGGGCCUCCAUCAUCGUCACAGCCGUGGGGAUCGGCGUGGCGACGGCCGGAAGCAUCACGUCGGCCACGGCCAACAUCACCGACACGGUGCAUUCCAACAUGGACCGUAAGAAGGUGGAGAAGAUGAUCCAGGGCUACCAGGAGGAGAUACAGGACAUCAGGAAGUGCAUGGAGUUUGUUCAGGAAGGGAUGAACACCCUGGAGGAGUGGGAUUUUGAGAAAUACUCUGAAAGUGCCGCCAAAAAGGCCCUGAACCACAACAUUAAGCACGUGAUGAAAGAGGGAGGCCGAGCCGGAAAAGCCCUGAUGAUCAACACCGAUAAGCUCAUCAGCACUGUGCAGGUUCUAGGUGCCGCCGGCGGCGCCGCUAAAGCUGCCCAGGCCAUCAGCGUCACCACGGGGGUCAUGUCCGCCCUCUUCCUGGCUCUGGACGUUUUCUUCCUCGCCAAAGACUCCCACGAGCUCCGCAAGGGUGCCAAAACAAAGUUCGCCGGUAAGAUCAGGCAGGUGUGCAAGGACCUUCAGGACGGCCUGCUGGAGCUGAACAAGGUGAAGACGCAGUUGCAGAAGACCAUGGACGGCAUCGAAGUGGAGGAGUACGAGGAGAUCGAGGAGGUGGAGGUAGAGGUGGAGGACGAGUUGGAGUCCGACCCGAAGAAGCUGGCAGAGCUGGAGCAGGAGAUCGACUUCCUGGAGGAGAAGCUGAACAAGAAGGAGGACAAGAAGGAGGAGGUGGAGCCGAAGAAGAGCAAAGAGACGGCGUUGGACAUCUUUAAAAUAAAGAAGGAGAAAAAGGAGGAGAAGAACAUGAAGGAAACAGGAGAAGUGGAGGAAAAGGAAAAAGAUGAGAAAAUGUCAGAGUCCAAAUCAGAGAAGAAAAAGGGUAAUGAGUCCGGUUUGAAAACGGUGAAAGAAGCCAUAAAAGAACAAUUUGAGAAAGGAAGCAAGAAAGAGAAAGAGGCAGAGAAUCAGACAACAGCUGGGAAAGAAAAGAAAGCAGAGAAAAAGUCUAAAGAAACAAACGAGAUGCCGGAAAACAAGAAACGGCCUGAAAAGGAGAAAGAAGCAAAGAUCAAAGCAAGUCAUUCAGAAAAAGAGAAAACUUCCCAAACUCCGCAUGCAGAGCGGGAGACAUCCCAGAAGAAAACUGAGAGGAGAAAGAAUAGCGAGGAGGAGGAAGAGAGGAUGUCUGAGUCUGGAAGGAGGCACAGCAACAGGAGCGAGAAAGGAGAAAGGAAGGAGGAGACAGGAAGUCACCACGGAGACAGGGAGAGCUGGAGGAGGAGAGGGGAGGAGGAGAGAGGAGUGAAAGACUGGAGAGCAGAGAUGGAAAAGAGCAGGAGAGGAGAGGAGAAAUAUGAGGGGGAACGAGGGGAUCAUUCCCAGAGGAAAGACUCCCAUCGGAGCCACAAGGGGGAGUCAGUGGGGGAGGACAAGAAGAGCCACUACAGAGGAGAAAACGACGAGCGCAGGGAGAGAGGAGAGGAGAAAAGCAGCAGCCGGGUGGAGAGCGCCAGGAAACUGUUUGAGAGCGCAGCAGGAGAGCAGCAAGAAGAGAGAGGGAGUCAGAGGAGGAGNGCUGGAGGAGGAGAGGGGAGGAGGAGAGAGGAGUGA